GUGAUCCAAAAAUGUCAAGCAGCAGUACAGAUAUGGAAGACGGUAUUGGUGGUGUAGUCGAAGACCGUGUACCGCUAGUGAACCGUUCUGAACCUCCUCCCGAUCGAUUUCGACUUGUUCUAUGGAUCAUGUUUAUUCUCGGGUUUGGAGCGCUGCUGCCGUGGAAUAUGUUCAUCACUGCUACUCCAUAUUUUGAUGACAAGUUUAAGAAGAGAACAGUGGGGAAUAAGACUAUAUCGCCUGGUCUGUUUCAUUGCACAUAUGAGAAUUACUUUGCAGUUGCAUCAAUGGUACCAAAUCUAAUUGCCGUCAUUCUAAACGUUCGCUAUGCACAUUGGUUUAGCAUCAAAUGGAGGAUUGGUGGAUCAACGUUCAUUGUUUUGUUAGUCUUCAUUUGGACAACUGCUCUCGUGUAUCCUUCAGAUGCACAUUGGCAGAACUCUUUCUUUGCCAUCACUAUUGUUUCUGUUGUCAUCAUGAAUGUUGCCAGUUCAACAUUUCAAGCUGGUUUGUAUGGUUUGGGUGGCAUUCUCAAUGAUCCAAAGUACACAGGAGCAAUAAUGAGUGGGCAGGGCAUGGCAGGACUGUUUGCAUCGCUCGCAAACAUUUUUUCUCUUGCUGGUGGCAGUAGGGUGGAGGAGAGUGCUAUUGGUUACUUUGCAUCUGCUGUAGCUGUUACAGCAGUGUCUUUCUUUGCAUUUUUUGUUCUUAUCAACCUUAGUUAUGUUAGGUACCAUCUCACUGUUCAGAAACACUAUACAUCGUCUAGUUCUAGUAGCUCAUAUGAACAGCAAACUCCUCAUUUCUGGGCUAUUUUUAAAAAGAUCUGGGGUGUGGCACUAAGUGUGUUUUUAACGUUUUUUGUAACUCUUUCUAUCUUUCCGGGUGUCGCAUCAAAUAUAAAGUCUGUGGAUGCUCCUUCAACAGACACUCUGACAACAGGAGAGAAAGAUACUUGGACAGUGAAAUAUUUUACUCCCAUCAUCUGUUUCUUGCUUUUUAACUUUGGAGAUUUUGUUGGCAGAACUAUUGCUCCAUGGAUUCCAUUGAUAUCACAUCGUUUCCUGUUGAUCCCUGUUGUUCUUCGACUGGCAUUUUUACCUUUGUUUGCUCUGUGCAACGUCCUUCCUAGGUCAUCAGAUGCUUCAGUUGUUUUCAAUAGUGACAUUUAUCCUAUUGUCUUCAUGGCUUUGAUGGCAAUAUCAAAUGGAUACUUGGGCACUCUGUCCAUGAUGUAUGGUCCAAAUUUGGUUUUGACUCACGAGAAAGAGACCGCUGGUUUGAUGAUGUCCAUGUUUUUGACGGUAGGCCUGGCAUCUGGUGCAGGUUUCUCGUUUAUAAUAACAGAAGGUUUGAAUGGAUUCGCUGGUGGAAGGUGUUGACGGUAGAUUCUUAGUAACGUCUGCAUUCCACAGUUUUAAAUUAUUGAUACGUAUAUUGCAUGCAUGUUAGUAGCGUAUGUUAUGUGUUCACAAGAUUUGAUCGCAGUUUAUAUGUGUUUAUGUUUUAUAUACUACAUACGGUAUAUAUCGUAUGAUUAUACACAGUACACAAUCAAGCAAGGAUUUUGUGUCUUGUU
Molecule: messenger RNA, 1579 nt
Organism: Corticium candelabrum
Lineage: Eukaryota; Metazoa; Porifera; Homoscleromorpha; Homosclerophorida; Plakinidae
Product: equilibrative nucleoside transporter 3-like
Exons: 14
Coding region: 12-1382 (456 amino acids)
Biological process (GO): nucleoside transmembrane transport
Cellular component (GO): plasma membrane
Molecular function (GO): nucleoside transmembrane transporter activity
Source: RefSeq, a predicted model, not a curated record